CCUCUUCUCUCAUCCGCACUACAGCAUGGCAGUUUCCUCUGUACCGACCCCUCUACCCUUCUCGGAGCGGGCUCUGCCGAAGACGCUCUGCCUGUUCGACGUUGACGAGACACUAUCAAAGGCCAGGCAGCAUGCAACACCAGAGAUGCUCUCUCUUCUGGCACAGCUCAGGAAGAAGUGUGCCAUUGGGUUCGUGGGAGGAAGCGACCUGAAGAAGAUCCGCGAGCAGAUCAGUGCUCCUGAUGGCACUGCUGAUGCAACCGACAUCUUCGACUAUGGCUUUGCCGAGAAUGGCCUGAUCGCUUUCAGGAUGGGCAAAGCGCUUGCUUCGCAGUCAUUCAUCGGGUGGUUAGGAGAGGAGAAGUACAAGAAGAUGGUCAAAUUCUGCCUGAGGUACAUCAGCGAGCUGGACAUUCCCAUCAUGAGGGGUACUUUCAUCGAAUUCAGGAAUGGGAUGAUCAACAUUUCACCCAUCGGAAGGAAUGCAAGCAUCGAAGAGCGCAAUACCUUCGAAGCCUACGACAAGCAACACAAGAUUCGCCCCAAGUUCGUACAAGCGCUCAAGGACAACUUCGGAGACUAUGGACUGACCUUCUCCAUUGGUGGUCAAAUCUCCUUUGACGUCUUUCCCUGUGGCUGGGACAAGACCUUUGCCCUGAGCCACGUUGAAAAGGACGGGUGGGAGGAGAUCCACUUCUUUGGAGACAAGACUUACGAGGGAGGAAACGACUACGAAAUCUUCUCUGACCCCCGGACCAUUGGCCACACAGUCGAGGGGCCUUCGCACACGAUGCAGCUCCUGAAAGAGAUAUUCAGUCUCUGAGGUACGAGUAGUCUUGUAAUAGAAUGUAACUUUAAAGUAAUGCACCAGAUUGUGAGAUCGGAGGCUGGCAUUCACGCCUUUGCGUCCUUGUCUCUCCG
Microstroma glucosiphilum is the source of this 921-nucleotide messenger RNA. Its product is annotated as phosphomannomutase. Bases 26 to 823 code for a protein of 265 amino acids. The transcript has 4 exons. Gene Ontology annotation, molecular function: phosphomannomutase activity. Gene Ontology annotation, cellular component: cytosol. Lineage: Eukaryota; Fungi; Basidiomycota; Exobasidiomycetes; Microstromatales; Microstromataceae. The record is from RefSeq and is a predicted model, not a curated record. Gene Ontology annotation, biological process: mannose metabolic process; protein N-linked glycosylation; GDP-mannose biosynthetic process.